AUGAGCAAUUUUGAUAGUGACGCCGUCAACAAGGGCGAUGGAGCCAAGCCCGAAUCCAGAGAGAGGAGUCGAGUUCUGCGUUAUGAUGAAGUUCGCACUAGCCAAGUCCGUCUGAUCAAAUCAGUCAAGUCCGAUGCCAAGAAGCAGAAUAGUCGCAAGGCCAUUCUGAGAGUCCGUAGACUCAUGGACGACAACGGCGUUCACAUCAGGACUGAAGUGGAUAUCCAAUCCAAACGCAUUUCUCAGGUCAUACAGGAGAUCAACACGGACGUCGAGGGUAUAUCGCCAAAUAGGAACCCACCAGUUGUCCCACUUGAGCUUUUCUUUCACAAUUUCUUGGCGCUGCAAGAGCGGUUAGACACAGCGAGGCAUUCCGAACCGAGGGAUGAGGAGCUCAUAUCAGACUUAGCAGAAACUGUGAUGUUUGCUAAGAGUGAGCACGCCAUUAAUAUGGACAACCUCGAACGAUUAGUCGACGCCGGCGAGAUUACUUGGGACCUCAUGUGGGCAAUCUUUCCACCCAACAUCCUGGUCUACAGAUAUCAUCGAUUGACUGAACAAGACCAGGUCCUCAAGUUGCGUGCCAUGAGUCAAGUGAAGCGGCAGGACAAUUCAAUCUUUUGGCGCCUAGAGUGUCACAUCGUAGCAGACGAUGGUAUCAAGUUUGGCCUGGCAUCCGAGCCAAUGGUCGCGGUAAUUGAUCAAUUCACUGGGGCCCGAAAAAUUGCAGAUCUGCGUGUCUUCCCUCUGAAGUACCACGAGAAGAUGUCGGAUGUUCGUGCUACUGCACUGGACCGUGGACGUCGUCUUGCAACGUUCCGCGAGCCUCAGGUAAUAGAGACGAGUGGAUCAGCCAUGUUCGAAAAUCGAACUAAUCGCUGGGAGGCUUAUCAAUUUCCUUCGCAUGGAAGGAUAAUUAUUGAUGUAGCCGGCUUUCGAUCUGUGAACCCAAAUAUCACGUUCCUGCCAGAGGUACAUGCCAAGCUUCGUCGAGAGAGCCUAACUGAAGAGCAGCUUAUCAUCUCCACCCCAGUAAUGCUUGGAUUCUGUUUUAGCAACUCGAGAUGGGGAGCUUUUGCCAUGUCUCGUCUCGUCGAUGUUGAAUGGAAUCAUGAGGCCUUCGAGGACCUUGUCCUAGAAGCGCCAACCAAAGUACUUGUUCGCUCCCUGGUCAAGCAGCACUCUUCCCAAGGCGACGGCCUUGACGACAUAGUUUCUGGCAAGGGCAAAGGAAUCAUCUGUCUCUUCAGUGGGCCUCCCGGCAGCGGUAAGACCCUAACCGCAGAGGCCGUGGCUGAAAUUACCCGAAAGCCUCUUUACAGUGUGUCUGCGGGAGAUCUGGGCAUUCGGCCUACGGAUGUAGAUCAGAAGCUUAGUGAGAUUAUGGAAUUAUCUCGCAAGUGGAAUUCAGUACUUCUGCUCGACGAGGCUGAUGUCUUUCUCCAAAAGAGAGAUUCCGCAGACAUCCAACGGAAUGCUCUUGUGAGCAUCUUUCUAAGACAACUCGAGUACUAUCAGGGAAUACUCAUCUUGACGACCAACCGAGCUUCAGAGUGCGAUGCUGCGUUUGAGAGCAGAAUUCACAUUCCAAUUGUGUACCCUGAACUAGACGAAUCUGCCAGAAGAAAGAUAUGGGCGACGUUCUUGAGGAAGAUCAAGGACACACCACAUGGCGCCACGGUGGAGAUCACGGAAGAAGACAUUUCCCGACUGGCAAAAAUGGAGAUCAAUGGUAGGAAAAUCAAAAACAUCUUCAGUAGCGCUAGGAUUGUUGCCAGGGAGAUGGAUGAGAUGCUCUCGAUCUCUCAUAUAGAUAUAGUGUUGAAUGCUACCAAGUCAGGCUUCAAGGCGAUUGACCCAAGAUGA
This is a messenger RNA of Colletotrichum gloeosporioides, 1866 nucleotides long. RefSeq names its product putative inactive ATP-dependent zinc metalloprotease FTSHI 3. Bases 1 to 1866 code for a protein of 621 amino acids. The record is from RefSeq and is a predicted model, not a curated record. Gene Ontology annotation, molecular function: ATP hydrolysis activity; ATP binding. Lineage: Eukaryota; Fungi; Ascomycota; Sordariomycetes; Glomerellales; Glomerellaceae. The transcript has 6 exons.